AUGAAAACAUGAAUAUUUUGCGAAGUAUCCAUUAAUCAAAAUGCGUAGUUUGUACCGAAUGCUAUAUUGUUCGGGUGCGUUACUGGAAAUCGCCGAACGCACGAAUGACGAGUGCGUCCGAGGAUGCCCGACCAUUUCGAACAAACCAAAAUAAACUUUCUACCAAAAAUUUUGAGAAAAAUUUUCACGAACCGAAAUGGAAAUGGCUAACGCAAUUGGAGGCACAAGCGGAGCGCCGAGAACAGCGAGGGGGAUUAUGGAAGGUGUCGGCGCACGAGUAAUUAGGGGGCCAGAUUGGAAAUGGGGCAAACAGGACGGCGGCGAGGGGCACGUCGGUACGGUACGCAAUUUUGAAUCUCCGGACGAGGUGGUUGUAGUGUGGGACAACGGUACGGCAGCAAACUAUCGCUGUUCGGGCCAGUACGAUCUGCGAAUCCUUGACAGCGCACCGACAGGUGUUAAGCACGAGGGCACGAUGUGUGAUACAUGUCGACAGCAGCCAAUUUUCGGCAUACGAUGGAAAUGUGCCGAAUGCAACAAUUACGAUUUAUGCUCGAUUUGUUACCAUGGCGAUAAACAUCAUUUAAGGCAUCGCUUUUAUAGAAUUACAACACCUGGCAGCGAGCGGGUCUUUCUUGAAACAAGACGAAAGAGUAAGAAGAUUGCCGUACGUGGAAUAUUUCCCGGAGCUCGGGUUGUUAGAGGCGUCGAUUGGCAGUGGGAAGAUCAAGACGGCGGUAACGGUAGGCGAGGCAAAGUGCAAGAGAUUCAAGACUGGUCGGCUGCCAGUCCCAGAUCUGCGGCGUACGUAGUCUGGGAUAAUGCGUCCAAGAACCUGUAUCGCGUCGGUUUUGAAGGAAUGGCAGAUUUAAAGGUGGUUAACGACGCAAAAGGACAGACUGUUUACCGUGAUCAUUUACCUUGCCUGGGCGAACACGGGGCUGGAAGAUCCGGUCCACCUGGUUUGAAAAUCGGUGACCAAGUAAACGUCGAUCUGGAUCUGGAAAUUGUGCAGUCUCUACAGCACGGUCACGGCGGUUGGACCGACGGAAUGGUUGAAUGUCUGAGUAACACGGGAGCGGUUGUCGGUAUUGAUGAGGAUCAUGACAUUGUCGUCGCUUACAGUAGCGGAAAUCGUUGGACUUUUAAUCCUGCAGUGCUAACAAAAGUGGCCACACCUUCGUCGACUGAAGGUUUCAAUGAGACGCCACAGCAGCAGUUUGCCGUUGGCGACGUCGUGCAAAUCUGUUCUGAAUUGGAACGCAUCAAAAUGUUACAACGAGGCCACGGGGAAUGGGCGGAUGGAAUGGCUCCUACUCUAGGCAAAAUUGGACAUAUUCAGCAAAUAUACAAUGACAACGACUUAAAGGUGGAAGUUUGCAAUACGACCUGGACGUACAAUCCGCUGGCAGUGACAAAAGUUGCCAGCAAAGAUGGGACGAUGCACGGAACGACAAGUGGCGAACGACUUAGUGCGCUACUCAAGAAGCUGUUUGAAACUCACGUCUCGGGUGACGUAAACGAGGAACUGGUGAAGUCCGCCGCCAACGGCGACUCACAGAAGGUUGACGAAGUUCUCAAGCAGAGCAAUACCGCCGGUGCGGGUAUAGGCCCCGAUGUCAACGGCGUCUUUGCCGGUCACACCGCCUUACAAGCUGCCAGUCAGAACGGACACUUGGAAGUUAUUACUGUGCUAUUGCGUUAUAGCGCCGACGUUGAAAUUGAGGAUAAAGAUGGCGAUCGUGCCGUACAUCAUGCCGCUUUCGGAGAUGAACCCUCUGUUAUGCAAUUGUUAGCUCACGCUGGUGCCGAUUUAAACGCUCGGAAUAAGAGAAGACAAACAGCUCUGCAUAUUGGAGUCAAUAAGGGACAUAUCGGUGUCGUGAAAAUGCUUCUGGACCUCGGAUGCCACCCCAGCUUACAGGUUAGUGCCGAAUUUUUACCUUUGAGUUUUUGUCAUGAGCAUCUCAUAAAGAUUCAGGUAUAACACCACCAAAUCCUA
Messenger RNA from Photinus pyralis (common eastern firefly), 2002 nucleotides. Its product is annotated as E3 ubiquitin-protein ligase mind-bomb-like. Gene Ontology annotation, molecular function: ubiquitin-protein transferase activity; protein binding; zinc ion binding. Lineage: Eukaryota; Metazoa; Arthropoda; Insecta; Coleoptera; Lampyridae. Gene Ontology annotation, cellular component: cytoplasm. Gene Ontology annotation, biological process: protein ubiquitination. The record is from RefSeq and is a predicted model, not a curated record. The coding region runs from base 197 to 1987 and encodes 596 amino acids. The transcript is spliced from 4 exons.